AUGAAUGUGCAGCCCACCCAUCAAACUGCCCUUCUGCCCAAGGGUAUUCCCAUAAUGAAUGUGCAGCCCACCCAUCAACCUGCCCUUCUGCCCAAGGAUAUUUCCAUAAUGAAUGUGCAGCCCACCCAUCAACCUGCCCUUCUGCCCAAGGAUAUUUCCAUAAUGAAUGUGCAGCCCACCCAUCAAACUGCCCUUCUGCCCAAGGGUAUUCUCAUAAUGAAUGUGCAGCCCACCCAUCAAACUGCCCUUCUGCCCAAGGGUAUUCCCAUAAUGAAUGUGCAGCCCACCCAUCAACCUGCCCUUCUGCCCAAGGAUAUUUCCAUAAUGAAUGUGCAGCCCACCCAUCACCCUGCCCUUCUGCCCAAGGGUAUUCCCAUAAUGAAUAUGCAGCCCACCCAUCACCCUGCCAUUCUGCCUAAGGGUAUUCCCAUAAUGAAUGUGCAGCCCACCCAUCACCCUGCCCUUCUGCCCAAGGGUAUAUCAAUAAUGAAUGUGCAGCCCACCCAUCACCCUGCCCUUCUGCCCAAGGGUAUUCCCAUAAUGAAUGUGAAGCCCAUCCAUCACCCUGCCCUUCUGCCCAAGGGUAUUCCCAUAAUGAAGGUGCAGCCCACCCAUCACCCUGCCCUUCUGCCCAAAGGUAUUCCCAUAAUGAAUGUGCAGCCCACCCAUCACCCUGCCCUUCUGCCCAAGGGUAUUCCCAUAAUGAAUGUGCAGCCCACCCAUCCUGACCUGCCCAAGGCUGUCAGGGUAGCUCCUGAUGAGACAGUGCAAGUCCCCAAGCUGGUCUGCAGCUACACUGGUGGCAUAUGGCAUGUCCAGCUCUACUUUUAG
Messenger RNA from Dreissena polymorpha, 831 nucleotides. RefSeq names its product YLP motif-containing protein 1-like. NCBI's taxonomy places the organism in Eukaryota, Metazoa, Mollusca, Bivalvia, Myida, Dreissenidae. The record is from RefSeq and is a predicted model, not a curated record. The transcript is spliced from 2 exons. The coding region runs from base 1 to 831 and encodes 276 amino acids.